Messenger RNA from Solanum stenotomum, 907 nucleotides. RefSeq lists its product as uncharacterized. The transcript is spliced from 9 exons. NCBI's taxonomy places the organism in Eukaryota, Viridiplantae, Streptophyta, Magnoliopsida, Solanales, Solanaceae. The coding region runs from base 95 to 709 and encodes 204 amino acids. The record is from RefSeq and is a predicted model, not a curated record.
AAAAAAGAAACAAAAAACAAAGAGGCUGUAUCGGGUAACUUAUAUUCCUAAAGUUGCCAGCGUUUGAAUUCAGAGAAAAUCUGUUGCUCAAAGGAUGGCUUGCCUGCACGAUCACGAUUGCGCCGACCAUAACUGUUCCUCUGAUUGGUCUCUCUUCAAGCAUAUCGACCUUCCAAAGGUGUCUGCUUUGAAUGAGGCUGUCACGGGAAGUGUCAAAUCAGUUUUUAAACCAUGGGAGCAGCGUUUGAAUUCUUCGGAGGGCCACUUGGAAAGCAAUGAAGGUGAUCCUGAACUGAUUGUUUUCAUUCCGUUCACAGCAGAUGUUAAAAUCAAGAGCAUAGCAAUUGUUGGUGGUGCUGAUGGAACAAGUCCAUCUAAGAUGAGGGCAUUCGUCAAUCGAGAUGGCAUUGAUUUUUCAGAUGCUCAAUCUAUGCAAGCGAUUCAGGAAUGGGAUUUAGCUGAGAAUUUGCAAGGAGUUUUAGAGUACCAGACGAGGUAUUCCAGGUUUCAAAGUGUGGGAAAUAUCACUUUGCAUUUCCCUGAUAAUUUUGGUGCUGAUACAACACGAAUACAGUAUAUUGGCUUGAAAGGAGAAGCCACACAGAUGAAGAGGGAUGUUGUUGCAAAUAUUGUUUAUGAGAUUAUGCCUAACCCCUCUGAUCACAAGACUCAGGCUGAGACUGGCGGAGGCUUUUCACAUGUGGAAUAAGCUGUGAUAUAUGCAGCUCUUAUGAGUAUAGUGCUUUCUCUAUGAUGUACACUGUGGUAGAACUUAUAUAAACUCAAAAAAUGCCCAGAUUAGAUAAUUUACUGAAAGUUUCAUUAACUUCCCCAGACCCCCUUCCCCCCUGCAAUAUAUGCCGAGGAAUUAUUAGAUAAUUUACUGAAAGCUUAAUUAACUUCCCCA